AUUUUGGCUCAAACAAAGUCAGAAACAUUUACUCGGAAGGGAAUAUUUUAUAUAUAUAUAUUUUUAAUACGACACAAAUAAUUUGCCUAGCACCAGCACAUUAUUUACUGGCUAAAAUUUUGAAUCUCGUGAAAAAUUAUAACCUGAAAAGCAAUGGUUAAAACCGGCUGAAAGGCAAGCAGUGGAACAUUUUCUGAACGUUGAUGCCGUUUUUGUGCGCGUGCGAUGGGUGGAUGCUCAGCUCCCAACUGUUCCAAUUCAACCAGCAUAGGGAAACAGCUGUUUAGAUUCCCCAAAGACCCUGUCAGGAAGAAGAAAUGGGUUGUGAAUUGCCGACGUGACUUUGAACCAACUCCACACUCCAGACUCUGUCAGGACCAUUUUGAGCAGAGUCAGUUUGAGGAGAUAGCAAAGUCUCCAGCAGGAGGAAAGAAACUGAAGCCCAACGCCAUCCCAACUCUGUUCAAUGCUGGAGACCCCCCAUACCCUGCUGUCACUUCCCCAUUCAUCAUGUUGUCCCUCAAACCUGAGCAAGUGGAGAAGGAACUGAAUGUCGGCGACCACGGCUACGCCAGGCGCACCCCUCUGCUCGGCCUGGAAGAAGACGACAGGGACAGGGCGGUUGGCGGCCGGCAGUCCUGCGCACAAUGUCAUCUCCUCAAGAAACAGCUGGAGAAAGAGAUGCAGAACACUGCAAGGCUACAAAAGGAGGCGGAGGAGAUGAGAAAGCGUCUCUACCGACUGGGCCAGAUUGAGAAGGGACUCCAAAACUUUCUUUACGAGGAUCAGAUCCGAGCCUUGUCCCUCAUCAAGCGCUCCCGUCGUGCUGUGUGGUCUCCGGAAACCAUCCUGAAGGCCAGAAAGAUCCGCAGCGCAGUGGGCACCAAAGGCUACGAGUACCUAAGGGAGCUGGGCUACCCGUUGCCCUCGUACCGGACUCUGUGUAACCGCCUCACGACCAAGAUCAUGGUCACGACCGACAUGAGCUGCGAGGAGCUGGCCGAGCUGGGCUUGGGACUUAUGGCCACCUGCGACAGCCCAACAGAAGGUGUAGGGGACAAUGAUGAGGAAGACCUGAUUGCCGCCUUGUCCUGAUCGGUGCCGCUUGCUUGGCUUAUUGGCUCUACUCAAGCCAAGACAGACGGCUGAGAUUUCACUUUACAAGAACCAGAAAGAACCCUUGAGGGAGGUGGUUUACACUCACACAGUAACAAUUUCAAUACUGCUCAGCUAACUUGAGUUUUGUCCAAGGUUAAACUCCACAAACUCACUUUUGGGAGGGGUGAAAGAUGUUGGGGUUAACCCCCUGACGUAGAGACGAUGACGGAUCAAUAUUGUUGUCAGAUGUUUCUACUUACGUUAAAGGGUCCCGGACAUGAUUCAUCAACUUUGCUUAAUUAAAUACUGUAUGUUCUAUAUUGUUUGUAAUUGUGUUCUACAUUGUUUGAUUGUUGAAAGCGAACAGUGAAUUCACAAAAAUGACAUUUAUAGUUCAUGCCGCCAGCCAUGACGAGAUACAGUCUCGCUGUUCAGUCUCAUUUCCGGAAAGAGAACUUGCAGAACAUGGACUUAAGGCUUAAGACAUGGAGGUGAAGAUUGGUCACCUUCAAAACACACAAUGCUAAGUGUAGAUUACUCUGGAGUUGCUUAUCCUUCUAUUAUUGUUUUAAAUCAGCUUCUUAAUGAACGUAAAGUGGUCAUUAUAGCGUUUUUUUAGUGUCUAUUUUGCCGCCCCUGCCCCCCACAGUAUUUCUCAAAAGAUGUUUAUGUAACAUGUACUGUAUAAUGCGUUAUAGCCUUGUUGCUAUCAUGGAAUAGUGUUUAGAAGACAUUAUAUCUGUGGCAACUUUGAUGUAGUGGACAUUCUUCCUUGUUUUGUGUACUGGCGGAAUAGCAUCCUUUUUCAAAAUGUGUUUAUACCGUACUUUAAAGCGAAAUGCUUCUUGUAAAGAUGUUCCUUCAUAGCAGUCAUCAGUGAAAUGAUCACUGCAAAGAACAGAACUGGGGGUGGGCGUCCAUCUGUCGGUCUCUGCACUUGCGUCGCCCACUGUUGUCUUAAACCUUCCCCUUAAACUUACAGUAUCACGCGGAUACUAUGAACAUCCAGCAGCAACACGACAUUUUGGCAUAACUACUAUUUGGAUGAAAAAUGUACUGAACCAGUCGACCAUCGACCCCGGGAAGCGUUUGUUUACUCUGCUUUAGUUGAAAGGUGUCACCCCGAUGAUGUGACUUCCGGAAUGAGGUUGAACUACAAAUGUCAUUUUUGCGUAUUUACCGUUCACUUUCAAAAAUGGAGCAAUGUAGAACAUAAUUAGAAACAAUAUAUAACAUAUUAAGCAAAGUUGAUGAAUCAUGUCAGGCACCCUUUGAACAAGCUGCAAUUUGGCUGCAUGUAAAUGUAAGAAAAGCAUUACCAUAUACUGUAUUAGCAUGCUAUGCUAUGUGUACAAAUGUGAUCAUAAACAACUGGCCUUAAUCUGUCCUAUAUGCAAUUAAAGGGAACCUUCCCGUGAGUUAAAAAACUCCAACAAAAAGCAUGCAUGUAUUGACACAUUUAUCACAAGUACUCAAGCUUGCAUCUCUGGCUUCCAUGGCGUUUAAAACCUUGUGGAAAAAUACAGAAUAUAAUAUAAUAUAAUAUAAUAUAAUGCUGCUACAUAAGCACUACAAUCAGCUAUGUUGAUACAUGCAGCAUUCUGUUUGCCCUUAAUCAUUAAACAACUCUUUGCGUUCA
Dunckerocampus dactyliophorus (ringed pipefish) is the source of this 2737-nucleotide messenger RNA. RefSeq lists its product as uncharacterized. NCBI's taxonomy places the organism in Eukaryota, Metazoa, Chordata, Actinopteri, Syngnathiformes, Syngnathidae. Gene Ontology annotation, molecular function: sequence-specific DNA binding. Bases 226 to 1095 code for a protein of 289 amino acids. The transcript is spliced from 4 exons. The record is from RefSeq and is a predicted model, not a curated record.